UGCUCCUCCGUCUCUAUAGAAGGGGGAGCUUUCUUCUCGCUGACUGAGAUGCGCGCGGCUCCGACGCAGCGGAGGUCGCGAGGCUUCUGGUGAAUUACAAUUGGCACGCGGAGCCAACAUGAACCAAAGGCUUUUUCCCCCCGCGUGAAACCAAUUCCCACACGCUUUGCAAACUGUAGCAUUAUUCCAGCAUUCUGGUUCCGGUCUGAAAUCUGGCGCAGGGAUGUUUUUGCCCACCUGAGUUGUGCUAAAAGGAAAAAGACCUUGGAAGGCAUCGGUCAUGCUCUCUGAACUUGACUUCAGCCACCUGAGCCGGGGUGCUGUGCCUCCUCUUUUCACUCCCAUGAUCAACACUUCGCCCAUUUUUAUCUACUGCUGAUUUGGAAGAAAAAUGCUCCUACCUCCAAACCUCAAGACCACAGAUGGCUGCAAGGUAAGGGUGUGGCUUGGAGAGUGAGUUGUGUCCCCAGAAGUUACUUUGGAUGGAGGUCAAAGGACAUCUGAUAACAUCAAUGGGUUUGGGGACUCCUGAUGUUCAAGGCUGCCAGGAUGGCAAGCUCCAGGCCGAGAGGAUUGCAGCUCUGCAGGAGAGAAAGCAGGCCCUAGAGGCUCUCCUUAAUGCCAGAGUGGGGGAGCUUAAACAAGUGUGUUUGCAGGAAGCGGAGCUGACUGGGAAGCUGCCACAUGCUUUCCCUCUGGAGGCUGGAGAGAAACCCCCAAUGGUGCAGCGCAGAGCUGGCCUGGUGCCGAGCACCAAGUUAGAGGAUGACUCUGGCCAAAGAAAGCAGAUGAAGGCAAUCUUCACCGGCGCUCUAUGCAGACACUCCGAAACAGACAGAAAUGGCCUGAAUAGCAAGAGGACAGUCCAUAGGGGAUGUCAUACAGAGGACACUGUGAUGUCAGAAAGUACCAGCUCUAUGUCAGAUUCAACUUCACAUGACAACGAUUCUUCUCCCAGCGUAGCUGCUGAUCAACGGGUGUCGUCUCAGGCUCGGCUCACUGUGGGCAGCCCUGACCACAGAAUCAACAGGAAGCUGUCUCCUGUUGAGAUUUACUAUGAAAUGAGAACACGUCGCAAUUCAGUCACAAGCUCCAUCAGUCCAACUCACUCUUUACCUAGAAGUGCUUCUAAUGUUGAAGGUAGAAGUGUUCCAGCAACGCCCCUGUUGGCUCGAACUGCUCCAAUCAGCGUUCAUGUCAGGUCAGAUGUGUCUGGUAGUAAUGGGUUAAAGCAGUGGUCUGGCAGCUUGGAUGCACCGUAUAUUAUCCCACUGGCUCAGGAGGGCUCCUCUUCUGAUCGCCAAAGCUGCCCCUACAGCUCCAGAGCAAGGCGCAGUAACAGUUCUGAGGCUCUCCUGGAUAGAUCUAGCCUACCAGAUGAUCCUGGACCCAGAAAUGGUAUGCCCCAUAGAGGAGGACCAUACAAGAGCUCAGAGACCCUGACUGAUGGCAAAUUGCGACAAAUUCAGCUAGAUAGCUCAGAGUGUCCAGGUGACAGCCCCAUGGAGCAGGGUAAAAUGCGUCUGUCAGUGGGUGGCAGAGGGGCGAGCGGAGGCUACAAUGAACUACUGAUGGACUAUAUCUGGGGUAAACAGCAGAGGAUGCAGGUGCAACACCAGCUGUACCAGUCCACUGGCAGAAUAUGGCAGGACAUGUCCUCUCCUCGGUCGUCCACUGCGGCUGUGCCUCCACAUGCAAAUGGAUUUUCCCAUUCCCAGGUUAACCUUCCCAGUGCCGCAAGUCCUUACAGCCCUAUGGUCCUCAGAGGAUCCCAGGCGGAGCUCCGUAGGGUCAAAGUUACCAGGACCAAAUCUUGUGGGCCUUUUAUUCCUUUACAGCAACAUUCCCCAGAUGGCAUUUUGCUAUCAGCAUAUGAGUCCCCUCUUCCCACCACUGGCACCAACACAUCCUCCAUUUCCAAUCUUCUCCCAUAUCAGACUGAGCUGUCUGGGCCCUCCUUUGGCCGUAGGCCGCCGCAGUUUUCUCUUCCUACUCCAGAAGAUUCAACAAGAAGCCUACAUAAAGCUCUUGCCCUGGAGGGACUUAGGGACUGGUACUUAAGGAAUGCCUUUGGCUACCCUCCUACUGCCUCAAAGGGCCAUGAAGCAGGCAUCUCUCGGCUCUCGCACCCCCAUCCUCUGGUGCACCAGGCCCAGUCGCUUCAAGGGGAACCAGCCAACCUCCAAAGGCCUCAAAUACCCCAGUCAGCAAGUUUCCAUGGUCACCCCCUUCAUGGACGGUCAAUGGAGUUUUCUCUCUUUCAGGAGACCCCAGAUCCACAAAAGCAAGAGACUACUCCAAAGGAAGCGAGUGCAGAUCCGGGGACCCUGGUCUGAAGCAGAAGGAUGCACUCAGCCUGAAAACCAGACCUGAUGCAACGUAUCAGUAGAAACGCUGUAGCCUCAUCUUGACUUGAUAAAGUUGAAAGUGGAUACAAAUUGACCUCAUUAACAAAGCAAAACACAGCAACCUCAUCAGACAGAAACUGAAGUGUAGCUGUACAGUUAAAAAAAAAGAAAAAAAGGAAAAACUUUGAAGAGUCUCUUGUUUUCUGUCUGAUUCCAGCAGUAUAACUUCUAACCCAGUGUUUCUGUAUGAAUGUGCACUGGUGCUGACUUGUUAAACGUCUAAUAACAAAUACAUCUGGUCCUAUUAACCCUGAAAAUUCUCCUAAGAUAUACUUUUUUACAGAAUAUAUACAUCUCUAAAUAACUAUUUUGUAUAUUCUGAUAUAAAAAGCUAUAUUAGAGGGUAAUUUAUCUCUUCUCAAAGGUGAUCAACAGUUAUCUCAUUCCAUAGUAACAUGACAUUUCUUUUCUAAUCUUGUAAAAUGUAAAGAUAUCCGUCAUUGUUCAUGUACCAUUAAUUCCCUGGCAUUUAAAAAAAAACACUUUCUGAAAGUUAAACGAGCAGUGAAAUAAAGUGACAUGCUGUUCAGACAGAUGUGCAAAGAUGUUUACAAAUGCUGCCUUGCAAAAGUAUUCGCCGAAGAUGUACUUUUUCACUUUUUGUCACAUUAAAACUAAAAAUAUUAGUUGUAAGAUUUAAUUUGGCUGACCAAACCAAAGAGGUGCAAAGGUUUGAAUAUGAAAGCAAAGAAUGGAGAUUUUUUUUUUAACUAAAAAAGGAGGUGUACAUUAAUAUGCCUUCUUCCUUAUUCUGUCCCAAGCUUGUUGCAACAUGCUGCCUUUUUAAUGCCAACAAAUCAGUGCAAAUGUGACUCAUCUGUAUUUAACAAACUCUCAGUAGUUCUGUAAACGCCUUAAUAGUGGUGUGGGGAUACAUUUCUUUAGUGUAGCAGAAGAUGGGCUGAGUUGAGGGGAAACGUGUGAUGCAUUAGAGGCAUCAAAAAUCCCUAACUGUUAUUACUUUAACUCACAGCAGGAUGGUGACUCUCAUAGCGCUACAAUGAGAUGUUACAACAACACUUAUGUGUUGAACUGGCCCAAUUGCAGCUCUAUGGAAAGACUUGCAUCUGUUACUGUCAAACAAAUCCACCACCUCCUUACUUUUAUCCUGAUUUGAACUGUGAAAUAAAAGAAAAAGGUUAUGCACUACUUUGAGAUGGUCAGUCACAUUAAAAUCCCUGUGUGAAUACCCACAUUGAAGCUUGUGAAAAAGUCAGGGGUUUCAAUACUUUACAUGCAGUGUAAAAUGAUUGGAAUAAUAAAACUUAGUGUUCUGGUGAUAAGGCAGUAGUGCCAAAAUGUAGCUCACACUGGUAGAAAACCUGUGCACCAACAGUUAUGUGAAAAAUCUAGUGUAUUUAAGGUGAACACAUUGAUGAUGUCGACCAAGUAGUUAAUAGACUGAUGUCAUGUUGUGAUUGUCUUAUAUCUAGAUUCAGAUAAGUGCUGGAGUAAAUAUAAGCAUUCUCUGUUUAGACCUCAACAGACUAAACCAUGAUGGCUGAAAUGAGACGAAUACAUAAAACAUCCAGCUGGAUUUGAGUGUCAUACAGAGCACUUUAUAAACAUCUUAAGCCUUAAUUCCCAAUGAAAUAGUUACCAGGAGAGAUGGCAGGUUGUCUUUGGGUUCUAACAGGGUUUGUUAUGAGGCACCUGUCAAAUCAUCCGUCUGAAUGAUGGUACUGAUGAGUUUCACACUGAGAUUUUAUCCCCCAACAAAUCAUUUAACUCUAUAAUAUGAAACAACUCCACCGCGCCUUCCAUCCCAAGUGACCAUUGCCGGUUGUCUGUGUGAGCUGGGCUGCUGAAGGUGUGAGCAGGUCUCAUGCCAUUAAGUCUGUUUUAAGUAGAAGUAGUACUAAUCUGUGUUUGUAGAAACUUUAAUUCAUGUACCCAGUUAAUUAUCAUUAAUUUCCUUUUACAUUUUCUACUAUUCAUUUUGUGAUCAGACUUAGUAGCAUUUAGAAAAGCCACGAGGCAUAAAAAAUGUAUCGUAACAUACAUUUUUUUUUUCUUCAUUUAAACCAUUUGACAGUUUAUAUACUUGAAGCAUUUCCAUUGUGGAACUAAUUUGAAUGUGAUUAAUUGUGUGAUUCUAUUUUUACACUGAGUUACAAUAUGUAGCACGCUGUGGGAUGUCAUAUGUUCUGCUGUCUAAUAUGUUUCUGUUUCCAGCCUCACAGAUCUCCUCUCAGCUCAUUAAAACCUGAAAUCAAAGACCAAACUGCUGUGCACUGGGGGUCAGAAAGGUAUUUUUCAUAUUAUGUACUCUGUAAAUAGAAAAUAAAUGCUAUGAACUUAGCCCUAAAGCAAAUGUAUUCAAGCUAUAUUAUAUUUAUGAGCCUAUAACAUUUUGUAGCCAUCUACUGUAGCUCCCGGUGCAGGAAAUUCCAGUGUGUUUAAACCAUUUUAUCCAGCAGUGUAGUGUGUCAAUAUAUAAUUUGAUUUUUCUUUAAAAUAUAUAAAUGCAGCUAUUUUAUCAGACCCUUGUCUCCUUAUAAUUAGGCCAGUGAAAUUUGACUUCUUAGGCCUGCUCUCUGCUGUAUGUAUGAGAUUUUGCAUUUGUUCUAAUAAAUAAAGUGUCAUAUUGAAAUUA
Molecule: messenger RNA, 5004 nt
Organism: Cyprinodon tularosa
Lineage: Eukaryota; Metazoa; Chordata; Actinopteri; Cyprinodontiformes; Cyprinodontidae
Gene: ccdc120b
Product: coiled-coil domain containing 120b
Exons: 11
Coding region: 483-2336 (617 amino acids)
Source: RefSeq, a predicted model, not a curated record